Messenger RNA from Actinia tenebrosa (Australian red waratah sea anemone), 2565 nucleotides. Its product is annotated as sodium/hydrogen exchanger 8. Lineage: Eukaryota; Metazoa; Cnidaria; Anthozoa; Actiniaria; Actiniidae. Gene Ontology annotation, cellular component: plasma membrane. The record is from RefSeq and is a predicted model, not a curated record. Gene Ontology annotation, biological process: sodium ion import across plasma membrane; proton transmembrane transport; potassium ion transmembrane transport. Gene Ontology annotation, molecular function: sodium:proton antiporter activity; potassium:proton antiporter activity.
AUUCCAAGUAUGACGAGACUGAGAUGUUGAAGGUGUUUUCAAAACACUUCAUGGCAAGCUUUCCGGUUCAAGAACAACCAUUAUUCCUUUUCUAAAGAUGAAGAAGUCUUGGCAGGGGAUUUUGGCGCUUUGUUUCGUGAUAUUUUUAAGAAGUUCGGCCACAGACGAUGGAAACAACGUCCCUACAAGUUCGCCUACAGUUGCUCCGAMCACCCGAAACAACUCGUCACAGACGAAUGUGACUACCCCUUCGGUAAAUAUAACUACUACUCCUCUACCAACGAAGCCACCGUCUACGGAACCUCCAGAGGAGAAAGUUGAGCCACCUGAGGUUGAACAGCACAGUUCAUUGACGAUAUUUUUUAUUCUUCUUGUCAUUGCAUUAUGCAUCCUCGUCAUCCAUUUCUUAAUCAAGACAAAGUUCCAUUAUUUACCAGAGAGUGUUGCAGUGGUUUUCUUAGGUGCAUUGAUAGGGCUUGUUAUAAAGGCCUUGCAGCAUUUUGCAUUAGGGGAUUGGCAGAGAGAGGAGCAUUUCAACCCUACUGCAUUCUUCUUAAUUUUACUUCCUCCUAUUAUAUUUGAGUCUGGUUACUCAUUACACAAGGGAAAUUUCUUUUCAAACAUUGGCUCCAUUAUUAUAUAUGCUGUGUUCGGUACAGCUGUAUCUGCUUUAGUCAUUGGAGGGGGUAUUUAUUUAUUGGGAAAGGGAGGUGUAGCUUUUCAACUUGGUCUCAGAGAAAGCUUUGCAUUCGGUUCUCUGAUAUCAGCUGUUGAUCCUGUUGCGACACUGGCUAUAUUCCAUGCACUGGAUUGUGACCCAACACUAAACAUGUUGGUGUUUGGAGAAAGUAUUCUAAAUGAUGCAGUAUCAAUUGUCAUGACAAAUACAAUUCUUUCACUUGGUGGUCCAAAGUAUGCAAGCAUGUCUUCAUUUGAGGCGUUCUUCUCUGCAAUUGUUAACUUUAUGGUCAUGUUUGCUGGAUCUGCAGCUAUUGGCAUAGCAUUUGCUUUGUUCAGUGCACUGCUCCUAAAGCAUGUUGAUCUGCGCAGCACACCAUCCCUAGAGCUUGCUACUAUGCUGAUAUUCUCUUAUGCUCCAUAUGGUCUGGCAGAGGGGCUCCAGUUGUCAGGCAUCAUGGCAAUAUUAUUUUGUGGUAUUUGUAUGUCRCACUACACCCAUUUCAACCUGUCACCAAUGACUCAGAUCACGGUACAACAGAUCUUCAGAACUGCAGCUUUCAUGGCAGAAACCUGUGUGUUUGCAUACCUUGGUAUGGCCAUAUUCAGCUUCAAGCAUCAGUUUAAACCAGCCUUUGUUAUUUGGAGUAUAAUUUUAUGUCUUCUUGGUCGGGCCGUCAACAUCUAUCCACUCUCUGCCCUUGUCAAUCAAUUCAGAGACACCAAGAUUGACAGAAAAACACAAUUUAUCAUGUUUUUCAGUGGAUUAAGGGGAGCUGUUGCCUUUGCCCUUGUGCUUCACCUUCGAUUAGAUGAUGAAAAACGYCAUGUUUUGAUCACCUCGACUCUUAUCAUAGUUUUAUUUACUAUCCUAUUUCUGGGUGGAUCCACGUUACCUUUACUCAAGUUUUUAAAGGCUGAAAAUACUGCUGCAUCAGGACUGACGAUGAGCAAAACAGAGACUGAGGGCACAGCACUGGAUGCSGAUAAGCUGACGGACGAUGAAUGGAGAAUCCAACGAAAAGCCCUCAAAGGAUUCACUAAGCUUGACGCAAAGUAYUUCCUUCCAUUCUUCACAAGAAAAUUUACACGGCAGGAAGUUCGCGAAUCACAUAACGAGAUGCAGAGACUAACAAGUCAGUUGUACAAUGAGGUCUACAGCAGACCAAACUCAGAAGAUGAAUCAGAAAAUAAAUUAUGAAGGUUUAUGAGACACUGGCUACCACAGGCAACCCACACACAGAAACAAAUAUAUAUAUAUAAAUAGUAAAUGCACUGAUUCACUCAAGGUAUAAAGUGYCAUACCUUUGGAAAUACGAUUCUUUGAAUGUAACUAUUUUCAUUUGUCUAGUUUCAAGUGAUACUAGUUGACCAAAAAAAAAAAAUGGCGUGGACUAAAUUGCCGGUACUGACUCGGUAUGUAACUUAAAUUUAAAUUAAAACCAUCUCUUUUCUACUUCAAAAGUUCUUGGAAUAAGAUGUCACAUUCUUUCUAGUUAUAAAUGCUAUACAUAUAUUUGUGCGAUUUUAGUGCCCAGCACGUGACAUGUUUUCAAGAUAGAAGGAAGAGCUGUUUUAAUUUUCAUGUUUUGCAAUUUCAUAACCGCAAAUUAAUUAAAUUAAAUAUAUAAAAAAUUACUAUAUUCUAUAUUGUACAUUUGCCUGUGAAUGGUGGAAUGCUAUAAUUUUAAGAAUACGAGGCUAACAUAAAAAUACAAAAGAAAUGCCACAAAUUUCAUCAAGAAAGAGAUUUCUUUUGUAUUUCAUGUAUUGAAGCCUCGCAUCCACAAUACUUUUGAGAAUAAGGGUCCAUUGUAAUUAAGGUGAACCAUUGUUUGUAAACUUAUCAAAAUAUUUAUAUAUAUGAAAUAAAUCAUUUGAAAAAUU